Molecule: messenger RNA, 1537 nt
Organism: Desarmillaria tabescens
Lineage: Eukaryota; Fungi; Basidiomycota; Agaricomycetes; Agaricales; Physalacriaceae
Exons: 7
Coding region: 68-1096 (342 amino acids)
Cellular component (GO): cytosol
Molecular function (GO): quinone reductase (NADPH) activity; mRNA 3'-UTR AU-rich region binding; NADPH binding
Source: RefSeq, a predicted model, not a curated record
GAUCGCAGUUGAUUUGACAUCCGUUUCUUGUCCAAUUCCACCACUUCCACCACUUCCUCAAUCACCCAUGUCUUUACCCACGACCAUAAAGGCUGUUGCGAUAGCCAAGACCGGAGACUUUGAUGUUAUCGAGAAGGCUACACUACCUUUUCCAAAAGUCAAUCCCGGAGACAUCGUUGUAAAGGUGGAAUAUUUUGGUGUCAAUUUCAUCGAUACAUAUUACCGGAAAGGGCUAUAUCCCAUUAAAGAAUUCCCUGCUGUUUUGGGAACAGAAGCAUCUGGCACCAUCGUUGCUCUUCCAACCGACGAAAACGUCCUGAAUGAUCCCGAUUACAAGAAGCGGAACUACACUAUCGGCAGUAAAGUUCUCGUCUACGGCUUAGGAGCGCAUGCAACGUACCUCUCAGUCCCAUGGACAAAGGCGCACGCUGUGCCGGAUUCUAUUGAGACCAAUGUUGCAACUGCGGGUGGUGUACAGGCUUUAACGGCUUUGACCUUCUUCACUGAAGCGUACAACGUCAAACAAGGCGACAUCAUCCUUAUACAUACAGUAGCCGGAGGCCUCGGUUUGCUCAUGACUCAGCUCGCGAAGCAUCGAGGGGCCACCGUUAUCGGUACAACAUCGACGAAGGAAAAGGCUGAGUUUGCCAAAGCAAAUGGUGCCGAUCAUGUUAUUCUUUAUCCUGUGGAGGAUACGGUUGAACGCGUACUUGAGAUAACCAAAGGUGAAGGUGUUCAUGCAGUUUUUGACGGGGUUGGGAAAGAUACAUUUGAUAACAAUUUGAAACUGCUGCGGCGCAAAGGCACCCUUGUGUCCGUCGGUAAUGCGUCUGGUGCCGUUCCGCCAAAGUCUCCUUUGGUGCUCAUGAGCGGCAACUUUACUCUUUUGCGCCCUACGAUGGGUAACUAUAUAGUGACACCAGAAGAAGCGCAUCACUAUACCACUGGAGUCUUUGAUCUUAUUCGGAAGGGAGUGUUCAAGAUCAACAUAUUUAAGGAGUAUCCUUUCACGGCGGAAGCGGUUCAACAAGCCCAGAAAGAUUUGACGAGUGGGAAGACCACCGGAAAGCUAUUGAUCAAGGUGUCGGACGAAUGAUCAUUGAACAGGUGAUAGUCCCUUCAACAUGGAAUACAAGUAAUAUUUGUGUACAUUCUAUCAUGGCUCAUUGGUUGUCUGUCCUUGAUUUGAUCAGUGGUCGCUGGCCGCCAAUAUGUAUCAACAACCAGGACAAGACUGCAAAGUGUCGAUGAUGCUACCGAUAUUGUAUCCUUCUGGGAGAUUUUCGACACGGAAUGUGCCGUGGAGGGAUGGACGUGCGUACUGAAGGGGGUAGACUAUGCCCAGAUACCGAAAGGUGGGAGAAUGUUCGAUCUAUGGAAAAGCCAGUCCUGGCUUCUCUGCGUGAUGACGAGACGCGGCACGGUUUCCGGACCGACAAACAGUUCCUUGGUAUGGUCGGAACGAAAGAAGGGCAUGUAGAGUACAAUUUUUUCGAAGGUCAAAUACGCAAAUGAACAAAAAACGAGAGAAACAGGU